This is a messenger RNA of Thelazia callipaeda (thelaziosis nematode), 2382 nucleotides long. The record is from the annotation of a GenBank genome assembly. Lineage: Eukaryota; Metazoa; Nematoda; Chromadorea; Rhabditida; Thelaziidae.
AUGCAGAGACGGCUGGACAGUUUAAAGUUGCUGCAUUCUGUCGAGGCAAUUUAUACGGGGGGAACGAUUCAGUGGAGUUCGGAUGGCAAGGCUUUGUUCUCUUCAUGUGGUAACCACAUAAAGGUGUCAUGUAUUGAGAAUAAAGAACAGAGUUACAAAAUUGGAGAUGAAGAUGACCCUCUGAGAGCAUCAACUUUCUUGCUAAAUGAGAAGUGUGGCUCUAUUAUUGUUGCUUAUACCAAUGGUCUUUUGCGGAUUUAUCGCAUCCCUUUAUCAAAAAUUGUUUUUGAAGAAACAAACCUGGAGAUUCUUCGGCAAUGGAAAUCUACUCACACUGCACCAGUUCUAAUCAUGAAAUUUUCCGAGGAUAACACAUUGCUUGCUACUGGAUCAGCUGAUUUUAGUGUGAAGAUUUGGAAUAUUGAAGAACGUAGUUGUGUUGGCUCGCUCAAAGGUGUUAGUGCUGUUAGCGCUGUACAGUUUCUUCCUGAUUCGCGUGUCAUUGUUGGCUAUGCAGAUGGCAAGGCAUCGUUAUUUAAUUUGAACAGCGCCAAGAAACUAGCUUUUCAAUGGAAUAAUCAUAUAAGUCAGAUUGUAAAUAUUAUUGUUCGACAACUACCGGAAGUAAUACUUUUGAGCCGUGAUCAAACGUUCUCUAUUAUUAAUAUAGAUACUUAUCAAAAAAUUAGUGUUCUUCCUUUGUUCGAACCCAUAGAAUCAGCAGUUAUUGCAUCUGAACUGUUAUUCACUGUGGGAGAGGAAGGUGUUUUAAAAUGUUGGAAUUUGGAUAAUGCGAAACUAUUGAAGUCUGCUAAUAUAUCCAGAUCGCGAAUCGACAUUAUUCUCUACAACUCUACUUGUGAAAAAUUCCUUCUAGCUACCUCAGACUAUAAUGUUUUUCUGGUAGAUAGAAAGACAUUCAAAAUUGAUCGGCAGUUUGUUGGUUUUAACGAAGAAAUUUUCGAUAUAUGCUUCAUUGGGCCGAAAUCGGAAUAUUUGGUUGUAGCUACCAAUAGUGCUGAUUUACGUUUGUAUGAUACGAGAACAUGGUCUUGCCAUCUAAUUACUGGACAUAUGGAUAGCGUACUAUCACUUUCGAAUCUCUCAUGCGAUCCAGAAGUUUUCGCAAGUUCUUCCAAAGAUAAUACUUUCAUAAUAUGGCAUGUCAGUCUGAACAGUGAUGAAAAAAAUGUUAAAAAGAUAGCAGUAGCUACUGGACAUACAAAUGAUGUCACUCGUAUUCGAUGUUCCAACAGUUCAAAGCAUCACUUUAUUGUUUCUGUAUCUAAUGAUACUACUAUAAAAUUGUGGCCGGUGAAAAAUUUAAAGGAGAGAGAGGAAGACAUUAAACUUGAGUCAUCGGCGACUUUGGUUGCUCAUGCAAAGGAUAUAACGUGCUUAGAUAUUAGUUUGAAUGAUCGGUUAUGUGUCACGGGUUCAAUGGAUAAGACAGCUAAAUUAUGGCAUAUUGACACAACUAAAAUGCAUUUUACUAUUGGUGGCGCGCUGAAUGGUCAUCGUCGUGGCGUUUGCGAUGCUCGUUUUUCGUCUAAUACUCAGACAGUGGUAACAUGUAGUGGUGAUUGUUUGAUCAGAAUAUUUUCACUGCCAAGCCGUGAUUGCAUCGCUACUUUAGCUGGACAUCCAUCCGCAGUAUUAAAUGGUAUACUAGUGAAUAAUGGUAAGCAAAUAGUUUCUGGAGAUAGUGGCGGCUUGCUCAAAAUAUGGGAUAUAUCAGCUAAUGAAUGUGUUGCUACACUAGAAGCUCAUGAUGAAAAAAUAUGGGCUUUACAAGUGACAGACAAUGAAAACCGAUUUGUUACCGCCAGCAGUGAUGGGCGAAUAAGAAUUUGGGAAGAUAUUUCCGAAAGAAAGCGUGAAGAGGAAGAACAAAGUCGCUCAGAAAAAGCUCGAAAUGAACAAGUUAUGACUAACCUUAUGCAACAAAAUCGUUAUGCAGAAGCUUUGGCGUUUUCACUGACACUGUCAAGGCCAUAUGCAUGCUUCCAAAUAGUGCAGAAAAUGGUGGAGCUUGACUCCGAUGACUUCAAAGAUGCCAUCGAGAAACUAGGAUCGGAAGAGUUGAUAAUGCUUUUGAACUUUGCAGCUCAGUGGAAUACAAACAGUCGAACAGCGGAUGUUGCACAGAGAGUCUUAUAUUGUGUUCUGCAUUCGUAUUCUCCCGAAGAUUUGUUGAAAUUGCCAAACUUUGCAUCAGUUGUAGAAGCUUAUAUCCCAUAUACAUCCAGGCAAUAUCAUAUCGUUCGAAAUAAAAGUUAUUGUAUUCGCAUUUUCAGGCACUUUGAUCGUUUAACAAGAGCCAAACAAAAUGCUGCAUUUCUAAACUAUACUGUAGCUCAGAUGACGCUUUCAGACUCGUAA